Stereum hirsutum FP-91666 SS1 is the source of this 605-nucleotide messenger RNA. Its product is annotated as Prefoldin-domain-containing protein. Gene Ontology annotation, cellular component: cytoplasm; prefoldin complex. The record is from RefSeq and is a predicted model, not a curated record. Lineage: Eukaryota; Fungi; Basidiomycota; Agaricomycetes; Russulales; Stereaceae. Bases 1 to 465 code for a protein of 154 amino acids. The transcript has 4 exons. Gene Ontology annotation, biological process: regulation of DNA-templated transcription; protein folding.
AUGGCUUCUUCACAACCACAACCAAUUAGUAUCGCAGAUCUUGACUUGAACCAGCUUGCGGAUGUACGGAGGCAGCUCGAUGAGGAGCUAACACAUCUAACGAACUCCUUUGCGCAACUAAAGCAAGCGCAAGCUAAGUUCAAGGGAUGUAUCGAGAGUGUCCAGGAGGUCAAACCCACGAACAAGGACAAAUCCAUCCUGGUCCCUCUCACUAGCUCACUAUACGUUCCAGGAAAGCUUUGUGAUCUAGAGAACGUCAUCGUGGAUGUUGGCACUGGAUAUUAUGUUCAGAAGACUCGCGCGCAAGCUGUGAAACAUUACGAGUCCAAAGUUCAAUACAUCGAGUCCAACCUGGACACUCUACAGGAGGCCAUCCAAAAGAAGCAGGAUAACAUGGGAUAUCUAGUGAAUGUGAUGCAGUCGAAGUUGCAGGCUCAGCCCGCUGGCAAGAAUGACAAGGAUUGAGCACAAGGUGGCUAUCAUAUGCGCUGCGAGCACGCUUGGCCUCUCCAGGACCUCCGAAUGAACGAAAUCAUCCAUAGCAUAUCAUGCUCAGAGGCCAGAGCAGGACUACAGACAUUGUGCGACGGUCGUGCGGUGCGCGC